AUGCUUGUACCGGAUCGUAACCCAUCAACACCUGUAACAUCAAAUAGUACAAAAAAACGAUCAACAAUAUCGAAACAACGAAAAUCGAAAAAAGUUCGUAAUGAUUUCGAUGAUAAUGAUUUAUCAAAAGAUGGAGAAAAUUCUUUAUCCCAAUCUAUAUUUGAUGAUCAAUCAUCAUCAAGAACACCAUUAACUGGUCAAAAAAUUACUGAUUGCCAAUUGCCACGUGGCACAGUCUUGACUGAUUUAAACGAUGAAGGUGAUGAUAAUAUCGAUGAUCAACAAAUUCAAGGUGAUUCAUAUCAAAUAAAAAAAUUUCAUGAACCUGAAGCAUGUGAACAAACACAUCAUAUAAUUAUUCCAAGUUAUUCAGCAUGGUUUGACUAUAAUUCCAUAAAUUCAAUUGAAAAGCGAGCUUUGAUCGAGUUUUUUAAUUCCAAAAAUCGUUCAAAAACACCUGAAAUUUAUUUGGCUUAUAGAAAUUUUAUGAUUGAUACAUAUCGUUUAAAUCCAAAUGAAUAUUUAUCAGUAACAGCAUGCCGAAGAAAUUUAGCUGGUGAUGUAUGUGCUAUUAUGCGUAUACAUGCAUUUCUUGAACAAUGGGGUUUGAUUAACUAUCAAGUUGACGCUGAUCUACGUCCAACACCUAUGGGACCACAUUCAACAUCACAUUUUACUCUUUUAGGAGAUACACCAGCAGGUUUAGCAAAUAAAGGAAUACAGAGAGAAAGUGUAGCAUCGAAACAAAUUGCAGAUUUAAAACAAGAAGCUAAACGAGAAGAACGUGAUGUUGAAAGUACAUUGGGUUUAAGAACUGAUCAAUAUAAUAAAAAACUUAAUUUAAAUACCAAAACUAAAACUAAAGAUUGGUCAGACCAAGAAAUUCUGCUAUUACUCGAAGGCCUUGAAAUGUAUAAAGAUGACUGGAAUAAAGUUUGUGAACAUGUUGGUACACGUACACAAGAUGAAUGUAUAUUGAAAUUUCUUCAAUUACCAAUCGAAGAUCCAUAUUUAGAAGGCAAUGGUUCUGCAACUGGUUCACUUGCAUAUCCAACAAUACCAUUUAGUCAAAGUGGUAAUCCAGUUAUGUCAACUGUUGCUUUUCUUGCAUCCGUUGUUGAUCCACGUGUUGCUAGUGCUGCAGCUAAAGCUGCUCUAGAGGAAUUUUCUAAAAUGCAUGACGAUGCAGCACCAACAGUAACAACUGAAGCAAAUAAAGAAAUUGAUGAAGAUUCAACUUCGAAACCAACCGAAUUAAAUAGUAAUAAUAAUGAAGAACCAUCACAAAUAAAACAAGAACAAAUCGAUAUUAUUGAUGAAAAAGAUACUAAUGAAGAUCAAUCAAAACCAAUUGCACAUCAUGAAAAUGAAGAAAUGCAAACAAAUAAUGAUGAAUCACUAGUAUCAUCGGCGUCAUUAUCUACUGCUCCAAAACCGACGACGCAACAAGAUCAACAAGAUCCAAGAAAAUUGUUAGCAGCAGAAAUCAAUGACCGAGAUAUUCAAGCAGCAGCAGCAAGUGCAUUAGCAGCUGCUUCUGUUAAGGCCAAAUAUUUAGCUUCAAUUGAAGAACGUAAAAUAAAAACAUUAGUUGCUCAAGUAGUUGAAAUGCAAAUAAAAAAACUUGAAAUAAAAUUAAAACACUUCGAAGAACUUGAAUCUAUUAUGGAUCGUGAACGUGAAAUGAUUGAACUUCAACGACAGCAAUUAUUACAAGAAAGACAACAAUAUCAAUUUGAACAAAUAAAAACAUCUGAAGUUAAACAUCGACCACUACUUAAUGAAAAACCAUCAUCAUCGUCGUCGUCGCCACCACCACCACCACCACCACAAGUGUCAUCAUCUUCACAUAUUGUUAAUGGAAAUGAUACACAUUUACAAAGUGAAGAAUCAAUGGAUUCACAACAAAGUGAUGCUUCACCUGCUCAAAUUUUAUUAAGAAACGAAGGCAGUACAUUAGAAACAUCAACAGCAUCAUCUCUUCCUAAUGAAAAAAUGCUUAUUGGAAACGCCGGUAUUUUUUCGGAUAAUAAUAGUGAAGUAUUUGAUGAACAAGAUGAAUGUUCAAUGUCACCAUCAUCUUCAUCAUCGCCGUCAUUUUUCUAUUCAAGAAAUCAACCUUCAGCUUAUCGAACCAUAGGAAAUUCUUUGAAGAAUUUCAGACAAUAUCGAUUAAAUGAUACAGCUAGUGGUACUGCUGGGAAUUCAUCUGCUCGACGUAGGCAUCACUCAGAUGAAGACAAACGUCCCUAUCAAUGUUCAAUAUGUUCCAAGAGAUUUAAACAUAAACAUCAUCUGAAAGAACAUGAACGAUUGCAUUCAGGUGAAAAGCCUUAUACAUGUGAUAAAUGUGGAAAACGAUUUAGUCAUUCGGGUUCAUACUCUCAACAUAUAAAUCAACGUAAUAAAUAUUGUCGACCUGGUGAACCUAAUGUAGAUUUUGAUUAA
Molecule: messenger RNA, 2448 nt
Organism: Rotaria socialis
Lineage: Eukaryota; Metazoa; Rotifera; Eurotatoria; Philodinida; Philodinidae
Source: the annotation of a GenBank genome assembly